This is a messenger RNA of Diceros bicornis minor, 2062 nucleotides long. RefSeq names its product septin 1 (gene SEPTIN1). Gene Ontology annotation, cellular component: synaptic vesicle; septin ring; microtubule cytoskeleton. The record is from RefSeq and is a predicted model, not a curated record. Gene Ontology annotation, molecular function: molecular adaptor activity; GTPase activity; GTP binding. The coding region runs from base 1 to 1776 and encodes 591 amino acids. The transcript has 14 exons. NCBI's taxonomy places the organism in Eukaryota, Metazoa, Chordata, Mammalia, Perissodactyla, Rhinocerotidae. Gene Ontology annotation, biological process: cytoskeleton-dependent cytokinesis; regulation of exocytosis.
AUGUGCGGCCCGCGGCGCCCUGCCGCUGCCCUCUGCCGACCGGCGCGGACACCGGGCAGCGUCCGGGUCCGAGAGCUCCUCGGCUGGGCUCCGGUGCCCGAGCCGCUGGCGGCUCCGGGACGCGGGAUCCGCGCCAAAUCGGGAGGGGUCUCGGACCCAGGCGUCCCGGGGGCGGCCGCCGGGGGCGGGGACGGGAAGCGGAAGCGCUGGGCCGCACCGAGCCGCUCUAGGACCUCGGAGGAGCCGCACGCCUGUGGGGGCCGCUCCCGUCCUCCCGAGCUCGAGCUGGGUGAUGAGGGCCGAAGACGCUGCCUAAUGGUCGCCCUGUGGGGCUACCUGCGCCGACCUCCCCGGCUGGCCGACAGCGCCAGCCACCCCAGCCUGGAGAGACAAAGAGAUCCAAAGACGGACCCAGAGAAAGGGGUGGGGGAAAGAUCAAGGCAGACAAAGGGCGGCAGAGGGCGGCGGAGACCCCAGACGGGGCGGGGGCGGGGCGCCGAGACGCUGGAAACAAAGCGGGGCCGGUCCGAGAGGCCGAGGGUUGGGGGUGGGGCCGGGGUUCGAGCAUCUCAGCUUCCUGCAUUGCCUGCCCCCUUGUUUGCUGCACUCAACUUCCUGCCCCACCAGAGGAAGUGGGGAGCGAAAGCAGGUGCAACGACAGCUAGCAGGGCCAUGGACAAAGAGUAUGUGGGUUUUUCCGCCCUCCCCAACCAGCUGCACCGCAAGUCCGUCAAGAAGGGGUUUGACUUCACACUCAUGGUGGCAGGGGAGUCAGGCUUGGGGAAAUCCACCCUUAUUAACAGCCUGUUUCUCACCAACCUCUAUGAGGAUCGGCAACUGCCAGAGGCCAGUGCUCGCUUGACACGAACACUGACCAUCGAGCGCCGGGGCGUGGAGAUCGAGGAGGGGGGCAUUAAGGUGAAGCUGACCCUGGUGGACACACCUGGCUUUGGGGACUCAGUGGAUUGCUCAGACUGCUGGCUGCCCGUGGUGCGCUUCAUUGAAGAGCAAUUUGAGCAGUAUCUUAGGGAUGAGAGUGGCCUGAACCGGAAGAACAUCCAGGAUUCCCGUGUCCACUGCUGCCUCUACUUCAUCUCACCCUUUGGCCGGGGGCUCCGGCCCCUGGAUGUGGCCUUCCUCCGAGCGGUGCACGAGAAGGUCAACAUCAUCCCAGUCAUUGGCAAAGCAGAUGCCCUGAUGCCUAAGGAAACCCAGGCCCUCAAGCAGAAGAUCCGGGACCAGUUGAAGGAGGAGGAGAUCAGCAUCUACCAGUUCCCCGAUUGUGACUCUGAUGAGGAUGAAGACUUCAAGAGGCAGGAUGCGGAGAUGAAGGAAAGCAUCCCUUUCGCAGUCGUCGGUUCAUGCGAGGUAGUGAGGGACGGCGGGACCCGACCGGUGAGGGGACGCCGCUACUCCUGGGGUACCGUGGAGGUGGAGAACCCACAUCACUGCGAUUUCCUGAACCUGCGACGGAUGCUGGUGCAGACACACCUGCAGGAUCUGAAGGAGGUGACGCACGAUCUGCUCUACGAGGGCUACCGGGCCCGCUGCCUACAGAGCCUGGCCCGGCCUGGGGCGCGUGAUCGAGCCAGCCGUAGUAAGCUUUCCCGCCAGAGCGCCACAGAGAUCCCGCUGCCCAUGCUGCCUCUGGCCGAGACGGAGAAGUUGAUCCGCGAGAAAGACGAAGAGCUGCGCCGCAUGCAAGAGAUGCUGGAGAAGAUGCAGGCCCAGAUGCAGCAGAGCCAGGCUCAGGGCGAGCAGUCGGACGCUCUCUGAGGUCCCCGCCGGGGCCCUGCUUUACCUCGGCUCCGCCUUCAGUUCGUCUCUUCUCCAAUCCCCGAGCCCCAGGCCGCCCAGCGCCUAACCCUGGCGCUCCAGCCUUGUAAUGCCCGCCCUUGCGCUGGGUUCUCGGGCUAACAGGUUCUCCCGAUCCUGGAGUGUGUAGCCCCGCCUUUGGCUCCGCCCCCACUCUCCCUCCGCCCACUUCACGAUUCCCUGACCCCUGAACUCCCGCCCCUCUUCACCCAAGCUGUGACUUCAAUAAAAACUGAGUUUCCUUGAG